This is a messenger RNA of Chiloscyllium plagiosum (whitespotted bambooshark), 6068 nucleotides long. The record is from RefSeq and is a predicted model, not a curated record. Lineage: Eukaryota; Metazoa; Chordata; Chondrichthyes; Orectolobiformes; Hemiscylliidae.
CAGGAACGUUAGUCUCGGAGUGCGCGCGCGGCGGUGGUGACCAUUGGAGCUGCUUGGUUCAAUCUGUGAUGUAUAAUCGAGUUUGGGAGAAUGGAGCCUAUAAUAAACUCUAAAUUGUCAUUUAUACAACCACAAGGAGCUGUGAAUGAUGAACAGGAUAUACCUGCUGCAGAGGAUUUUCAAGAAAUUAGAAAAGAUUUGAUUGUUGAACUAUGCCAGGAAGAAAACAAAAAUACAUCACAUGCUGUUCAACAAAAAUAUUUGGGUUCAAAGAAUCAUAUGUGUGUUCAUCUUCGUAUCAGACCUUUUACGGAAGCUGAAGUUGCACAAAAUGAAUCUCAGAACUGUGUAUCGAUAGAAAACUCAACUAGUGUGAUCCUGAAGCCACCGCGAAUUUCCUUGGGUUCCAGAUGCAGCGAUCGAGGAAUUAGCCAAUUCGCUCAAUGCUUUUCAUUUACACAUGUAUAUGGUCCAGAAACCAAGCAGGAAGAAGUGUUUGGAGCAGUAAAACCACUUAUUAAGGAAGUUCUGAAUGGCCAAAAUGCUUUAGUUUUUACUUAUGGUGUUACCAAUGCAGGAAAAACGUACACAUUUCAAGGACCAGAUCAUGAUAUGGGGAUCGUGCCACGGUCAUUGAGUGUUCUAUUCAAGAGUAUUGAAGGAAAGAUUUGUAAAAAUAUUAAUAUCAAACCACAGAGAUGCACAGACCUCGGUAGAUUAACAGAAACGCAAGUGAAAGAGGAGGAAGCUUUCAAAAAAUCACUUCUUCAACUGUUUAGAGAGAGUGAUUCAUGCAAUGGGAGUAGUCAGCUUAAUUCACUAGAUUCUUCAGAAGCAGGAAGUUCACUAAAGUCGCUUACUACCUUAGGAGAUUUUGCUGAACCAGUUGCUGUUGAUAUACCAGAAAGGAUUAGAUUUUCUGUCUGGGUUUCAUUUUGUGAAAUAUAUAAUGAAACUCUUUAUGAUUUACUUGAUCUGGUACCAUAUAAAUGUCAGAAAAGACAAGUACUUCGAUUUGCACAAGAUGCAAAAGGCAACACUUACGUAAAAGAUCUGAGGUGGAUUCAAGUUUCAAAUGCAGAAGAGGCAUAUAAAAUAUUAAAACAAGGCAGAAAACAGCAAAGCAUUGCUUCCACAAAAAUCAACAAUCUUUCAAGUAGAAGCCAUUGUACUUUUUCAAUAAGAAUUUUGCAUGUCUUAGAUGGUGGACCUCAUGUUACCAGAGUCACUGAGUUGUCUCUUUGUGACCUUGCGGGAUCAGAGAGGAAUACAAAAACAAAGAAUGAUGGGGAAAGAUUGAAAGAGGCUGGAAACAUUAACACUUCUUUGCUAAUACUUGGAAAAUGCAUCAAUGCUUUGAGACAUAAUCAAAUUUCAAAGACGCACAAUCAUGUUCCAUUUCGGGAAAGUAAGCUUACUCGCUACUUCCAGGGGUAUUUCUGUGGGAGAGGAAAAGUUUGUAUGAUUGUUAAUAUCAAUCAAUGUGCUUCAAUGUAUGAUGAGACACUUAAUGUAUUGAAGUUUUCUGCAAUGGCACAAAAGGUUCUUCUCAAUAGUUCAAGGCUUCAUCCUGCACUCUUGGUUCCAAAGCGAUCAGCGAGGGAUCUUUCGUUGAUAAUCAACAAUGCUGAAAGUGAAUCCUUGUCGUUUGAAAAAAGGCAAACUAUGUCUUGGGAUGCUACUUUGGAGGAUGUUGCUGAAGUGGAGGAAGGAGAUACUGACACAUCUCGUGCAAAUAAACAGGAGCAGGAGCAGGAGGAGGAGGAGGAGGAGGAUGAGGAUGAAGAGGAAGAUGGGACAAUAGUAAUAAGAAAAAACAACUAUGAGAAGUUACUCCUUUGUAUACAAGAUCUGAAAAACAAGCUAAUUGAAGAAAAAAAAGAAAAAGUGAUCUUAGAAAAGAACAUCCGGGAAGAAGUUCAUCAGGAAAUGGAAAAAUUCAUGCCUCAGUUUGAAAACUACUUAAGAGAAAAGGAAGAAAAUUGGUUAACUGCGGACAGAAUUGAAAAGCGCAAUGCAAUCUUUCAAAAUCUGGUCAAGGCAUGUGUUGCUAUUGAUCAGAAUGAAGAUUCUGCUGAACCAGAUGGCAGUCAGGAGAGUUUGGCUAAAACUAAUGUUGUAAAAUGCAUCAAGUUGUUGGAACCCGAUGUAGCUGACAUUAAGAAACAAGCUGAAAUGAUUCAUCACCAUUUAGCAACUGCUCCAGAACCUCAGGAGGCAAUUACACUUUUGGAAACUAAUUUGGCUUCUAUCACCCAAAAGCUUAACCAAACACAAGAAACACUGGAGAAGAAAAUUUGUGAAUUAGAUGCGUUUGAAAAAUUGACUGAAGAGGCAAAAUUGAAGGAAGCAUAUAAGGAUACAACAAUUGAAAACAUUCAAGGAAUGUUGGAAACACAUAGUACCCAAGAUAUGAGCCCAGAACCAGUGAAAAAUACUUCAACUGCUAGUAGAAAACGUAACUUUGAAAGUUCCUUUGAAAAGAAAGACCAGCCACCUUCCAAGAAAGGUCCAGAUUACAAAGACUGUAUAAAUGUGAAGACUCUAGAAGAGAAAGCUAAAGAAAUAAAAAAGGAACUACUUCAUAAAGAGAGGGCAUUAAUGACAUUAAAAGGAGAAAUACAGUCUUUGGAUGAACAGUUGACGUUAGCAAAAGAGGAACUCCACGAUGAGCAAACCUCCAGAGAAGGGCUGAACAAACAGGUUGAAAUGUUUCAAUUGAAGCUUGCUUCUUCAGCUGAGAACAUUUUGAAACUAACUGAAGAAAAUGAAAAUCAACGUUCAAGUUACGAUAAAUUGAUGUGGAAGUUCAAAUCUGAGAAGGAUUUGAAUGAACAAUAUUUAGAUAAAAUUAAACAGCUUCAACUUGAGAUAGAGUCAGGUAGGCAUGAAAUAGCACAAAGAGAACUGCAAAAUAAAACUUUGGAAGAUAAAAUAAGCAAGUUAAAUGAUUUCCAGAAGGAAUCAGAAUUGUGUGCUAAAGGUCUGAAAAGCAUCAAUGAUUUCCUGGAAAGUGCAGGUGGAGAGUCUCUGAAGAAAAUGAGUGAAUUUGAAUCUCUACGCAAUCAAGUAUCUGUACUUAGGCAUGAACUAGAUACAUCAAAAGAUGUGGUGCAGAAACGAGAUAGUGGUCACUUUCGUAAGACAGUUGAAAUGCUGCAGAAGGAGUGUGAGCAUAUCGUAAAGAUUUCAUGCCAAAAAACCCAGCAAAUUUGGGAACUAGAAGUAAGUAUUGAGGCCUUGAAAAAACAAAAGGCAGAUCUGCAAAUUGAAUGUACUGAAUUAAAAAUAAAUGCUGCUUCAGCUCAGAAUUUGCUUAAAGAAAGAGAUGCUCACAUUCAGCUUUGGAAAACCAAGUUUGAAGAAACUGAAAGUAAAAUACAAACUUUAAUACAAAACAAAGAAAAUAUCGCAGAACUUCAGAAAGAAAUUGAAGAUUACCAACAUAAAAUAAAAGCUCAAGAGUUAAAAAUCUUAAAAAGUGAAGAUAAUUUAACUAGAUGUGAAGAACAAUUGAAAGAGAAAGAUAACGUCAUUGCAAAUUUGCAACAAACAGAAAAGAAAUUUCAUGACUUGGAAAAACAUGUUAGUGACUUGAAACUGCAGGAAAUUAGAUUUAAGGAAAAAGUCAGUCAGUCCCAAAAUGAUUGGCAUGUUUUAAAGGAAAUCUUAUCCAAGAAAGAAGAAGAACUGGAAACUAACCGUUUAACACUUGUUCAUUUGACAGCUGACCUGCAGAAGAAAAGUGAAGAAUACAGUGAUCUCAAGGAAAAAUAUGCAGAUGCCAAGAAACAGAUGCAACAGGUAGAGAAGGAGAUUUCUAAAAAACGUGAAGAAGAAAGAUCUCUGAGAAACAAAGUUCAGGAACUUGAGAGAAUGAAGAAUCAAAUGACUCAGGAGCUUGAGGCUAAAGAACGGAUGAUCCAGCAGAUUAGGAAGGCAUGUCAUAAUGAAGCAGACUGCAGAAAGAAGAUAGAAAUGUUAACCAUCUCUUUGGAUGAAAAAGUGACUGCUUUAAAAAAAUUGGGAAAGAACUUGGAAGAGAGUAACAGCUUACACCAAGUGAAAGAACAACAGGGCUUAAAAGAAAAUCAAGCAAUCCAAGAUUCUUGCAUCAUGUUAACUGAUACCAAAGCAGAAGAAGCUGUACAUCUUUUGCAAACUGCUUCCAAAGAACUUCAGAUAAAAGAACAAAUAAUUCAAGAUAUGAAAACUGCAUUAACUGAGCAAGAUCAAACCCAAGCUGAACAAGAUGAAGUUCUUGAGGCCAAGUUGAAAGAGAUUGAAGAGUUGAAUGCAGAAUUGGAGAAGUGGAUAAAAUAUGCCAAAAAAUUUGAGAGCAAGUGUAAUACACUUGAACACAGCCAAUCAUUGAAAAAUGCAAGUGGAGUUCACCAAACAGAACCUGGACCAUUUCAAAAAGAAAUUGAAGAUUUAAAGCAACAGUUGGUGGAAUUGGAAGAUGAGCAGAAAUGUAAUCGGAAGAAAUGGAUGGAUGAGAAAAUGAUUCUUAUUAAACAAGCAAAGGAAGCUGAAGAUCGGCGCAACAAGGAGGUGAAAAAGUGGGCAGAAGAAAGAGAGCAUUAUUCAAAAUUACAAUUAGAAAUGGAGAGACUUGCAUCUGAGAUCAUCGAGAAGGAUCAGGAUCUACAGAAAUGGCGAAAAGAGAGGGACAGCUUGGUAAAGGAGCUGGAAGUGAAGCUUGGAGAUCUUAUAACCAGUAGUAAACAAAAAGAUGAAGAAAUAGAAAGACUCAAGGCUUCCUCAAGAGAGAACCUAGAAGAGUUGGAAACUGUCCUAGAUUCUUCAGAAGUCUCGACAGAAAAUGGAGAAAAAACAAGUCGGUUUCCAAAGCCCCAGUUGGAGAUUCAGUUCACACCUCUUCAACCAAACAAAAUUUCAGUGAAAGAAUCAAGUGGCAAUUUGAUCACAAUGAAAGUACCCAAAUCUACCAGAAAAAGAAAAAGUUCUGCCCUGGAAGAGAAGAUUGAUUGUGAAAACCUGAAAAAUGCAAUUGUUUCUAGAAGGGUAUGCAACACUCCCCUGACUUUUCUUGCUGACACCAGCAUGACAGAAGAGAAUGUGAAAAGUACAGCUGGUCGACUAAGAAAACAAGCCUCGAUAUCAAGUUUUGGGUCACGCCAAAAGAAAGAUGGAACACUGCAGAAAAUUGGAGAUUUAUUGCAAAGUUCCCCAACAAUUCUACAGAACAAAGCCAAAAAGUUAAUGGAAACAUUAAGUUCCCCCAAGCAUCCAGAAAUGGAAACUUCUUGUAAUAACGAAGUAAGGCCCAAAAGAUCAAGAAGGAAACUGUACAAGCAAGAUAUAUCAUCACCUGUGAAUUUCCCAUCCCAAACGAUAAUAGAGAUGAGUGAAAAAGAAAGUGAUCAUUCAAUUAUGAAGAGGAGAUUACGUACAAGAACAGCUAAAAUGGCAAAGUGACCUUCAUCUUUAGAUACAUGAAGUUGUUUGUAUAUUUUUUUAAACUGCAAUCAUUGUACUUAUAUGAGGAAGUCUCAUCUGUGAGACUGUAUGUAUUAUGUUUGGUGUUUUUGAUUAACAUUGCACAUGUACAUAUUCUAAAUGCAUGUAAGUCAAUAACUCUAAUCCAUGCUGAACAACUGUUGGAACAAUAAAUACCUGGAAAAAUAAUUAAGAGAAUUCAGAUGAUUUAUAAUCAUUGAAAAUUUGAUUGAAUUUCUAAAAAAAUGCAUUUACCAUGUAUUUCCUUUUGAGGUUUGAGGAUCGGAUUAUUGUCUUCUCAUCUCUCCUGGAAAGGCAAUUUUGUGCAGCUUGUGACCAAGUAGCUAUUACCAGGUAGUCCCCCUUCACACCAGCUGUGCAUUUCCUCAACUCUGUGUGACCUAGACUGUUUACAAUGUUCAAUACUUGGACAAUAUAGAAAAAUAUUUAAUUUUUAAGGAAUACUUUUUGUUAGCUAUUUUUAAAUGUAAAUGUUAAGAUUUCAGUAUUACUAUUGUUACAUGAAACAUCUAAUCAGUUGAGUGAGUGUUGCUGAAAAAGAGAUUUCUUUUGAAACUUUUCAUCUUCCGCUCAUGACAUUUUUC